AUGGCGAAGAGCCCGUGUGUCGACUACGGCGGCGAUGCUGUAUCACUGAUGGCGGCGAGAGCCGUCGGCGGUGGCCGUGGCGGCGGCGGCUCGACUGGUAUGACGCUGACGUCGACCGGCCUGAAUACCCUCGCGCCUGUCUGCAAUCGGCAGGGCGAUCUUGGAAUCGGGAGGAAAGGCGAUCCAGUCGGCCGUAGGGCACCGGGUGGCGCGCAAGCCGGGCGUGCAGGUCGGAUCGGGGCAGAUGAGGAGACGCUCCAGAGGGUGGUGCAAUGGAGCCGAGGCUCGUUGGCGGUGGUGGCGGUGGUGGCGGUGGUGGUGAGUGAAAUUCAGAUUGGGCCGGAACGCCCGGCGAGCGGGUUGGCCUGGUGGUCGAUGAGCAGCACCGAGCCCUAG
Molecule: messenger RNA, 396 nt
Organism: Pseudozyma flocculosa PF-1
Lineage: Eukaryota; Fungi; Basidiomycota; Ustilaginomycetes; Ustilaginales; Ustilaginaceae
Exons: 1
Coding region: 1-396 (131 amino acids)
Source: RefSeq, a predicted model, not a curated record